Molecule: messenger RNA, 2898 nt
Organism: Solea senegalensis (Senegalese sole)
Lineage: Eukaryota; Metazoa; Chordata; Actinopteri; Pleuronectiformes; Soleidae
Exons: 3
Coding region: 180-2837 (885 amino acids)
Source: RefSeq, a predicted model, not a curated record
UACCUGAAAGCAGGUGACCAGCAUUGGCUCCAAUCAGACCCACCCUGCAACAGAGCAGCAAAGGUCCUCAAUGCCUCAUUUGUUUGACAAGUAAUAUAUGUGGAUUAACAACACUAAUGUAUUAGACUGUAACUUCUUGUGUUGACAAUUAUACAAACCUUGGGAAGAAGCUGUCCACCAUGUCAGGGAGCACUGCCGUUUACUCAAGACUAGAACUGUUCGCUGUCCUGCCUGUCUGUGUAACUGUGAUGUUGUUUGUCAUGUGUUCUGAUGCUGCAAGCGCCAGUCUCGUAUUAUCCCACGCAAACAGUGGAAUGAAGCACGGUCCCCUGAGUUCACUGUUUACACCAUACAGCCAACGUCAGCCUCUCUCCACUGGCCUGCUGCCAACUGAAACUGGACUCCAAACUGGAACUAACGGUGGAAGAGAGAUUAGCAGGAGUUCAAUAGAAGCACUGUCAAUCACUGAGCAUCGGUCAAACCCCCUAUGGAUUACUGAAGGUUCCUCUAGUUACAAUCAAAACAGGCUGGAUAAUGGAGGAAUUAUUAGAGUGUACAGAGGUCAGAGCGUAGAUGGAGUACGGCCAGUGAGCAGGAUUUACACCAGUCACUCUCAGAACAGUGAACAAAGCUUUGAGACGCCACAAUCCAGGUUAAAUUAUCACCCUCCCUCUGAAAAAGUAGCCCAGACUGGAUAUUCUUAUAACUCAUACCCACUGAUUAUUGGAAAGUCAUCUCAAAAUGAAGGCUGGGGCCCCAGUAAUCCUCAGACGUCCUACCAUGUCCAUAAAAAUGACAGAACAGCUUGGGCGUCACAGCCUGGUGGACAUGUGAGAACUUCACUGUCAACUUCUCGAGGGCAUCACGGUGGCUAUAAAGAGACAAAUGAGCUCUCUGCAGCCAGGCCGCAAAAUGGGUUUCACUCAAGUAAAUUUUCCCCAUCAGUGAGAAAUGGCAACAACCCCGGCUCAGAAAGAGCAACAUCAUCCAUCACAAGUUUCUCCCAGGGCCUGAACUCGGUCGCCAGAAGUGAUAGUUUAAGACCCAAAGAGGGCAAGUCGUAUCUCUUCAAGGACUCUUCAAGCAGUUACACGCCGAUGCCACAGAAGCCAAGAGCGUCUGACGCUCAAGGCCACAGAACACUUGAGUCAAAAUGGAAGCAGUCACACAAAAAAGAUCCAAUAAAGGGAGAAGAUGCCAAAGUCCUGCAUUUUAACACCAAUUCGGCCUGGUAUGGUGGUCAGACAGGCUUCAGCACGUAUCCUCCUGCUCAACUCUCUCAAGGCAGGACGACUAAAGAAAACUUUGUCCCUUUAGCGACUUCCCAGAAAAAGUCUGCUUCAAUAAGAGAGAAAUAUGCUGCAGGAAGUCCAGUUAAUACUAGUACAAUAUCCACAAAAAACAUCUAUAGCAUCAGAACAUUUACAAAUCCACCACAGCUGGCUAAUCCCUCCAUCAGGGAAAGGACCAACUCUAGGCCAUACAGCUUUGACAAAGAAAAGGACAAUAUGUUUAAAUUUGCACAUAAAUAUCCAUCUUUGUCACCAAAGUAUAGCUUUGGCCAGAAACGAGCGUGGACUCCGACUGUGACACCUGCAAAGCUUGAGAGGACGCCCACAGAGAAUUCACAAACUGUUUCUACUGCGAGGCUCUUCAAAUCACGUCUUAAGAACGUCCAGCCUCUGCUGCCUGAAAGUGAUGCCGCUAUGAACAGCGGCCCGGACCACAGACAAUCCAGGAUCAGCAGAUUAUAUGGUCUCAAAGGAUUUGGCACUCGGCCACUUGAGGGAGCCAGAACUUCACUUAGAGAAUCAGACAAGUCUGUCACACCCCAGCGAGGUCCUGAACUUCGGAGCUCACAGACAUGGCAACCCAGAAGCAGCCAGAUUUACAGAAAGUACAUUAAAACAGGUGAAAUGGAGCCAGAAAACAGCAAUAUAUCAACACAGACACAGAAUGAACUGAGCACCAAAGGCUUUAUCCCAUAUUCUGCAGGAGGCACUGAAUCAGCCAAGCAAAGCACCUUUACACCCAACAAAUUCCAAAAGAACCACAAUAUCUACACAUUUCGGGGAUUUAAUCCUGCCCAAACUAGGAUUAAAAGUGCAUAUAAGAAGACGGACCGGAAAUACAACGAGCAGCACCCAACUGUAGCAACUCUACGAGUCUCUGCGUCUUAUCUCAGAUCUGCCGGGGGGCUCAACAAAACCAAACCCGUUCCAGGGAGGUCGACUCUGUUCAACAGAGCCUCCAGCAGCACAGUGAGAGGCAAACGUGUGAGAGUAAAACAGAACAUGAGCAACAAACUCAAUGAAUCGACCAUUCAGACCAGUAAAAGUGUAGAUGCAGCCAUUGUCAGGCUGCCAAAGCACCCUCACAGGGCGAAUGUUGUCACGUAUGCUGAUAUUCUUGGAAGUGCUUCAUUCGCCGGUGUCAGAGCAACAACCCAGACGCCGAUCACGCCACCUGAUAAGGAUUCUUUUCCAAGUACUACGGCUGUGACCGGGCAGAAAGAAGGGGCACGUUCCUGGACACCUGUAAAAAACACGAGCAGAGCCGCAGAAGCAAAAUCUGAAGAUGAGGCGGGAGAUUUCAGUCGUGUUGAGGAAAAGGAGAUGGAUUUGGAGCUUGGCAGGGGAAUGAAAACAUUUGAUGCUCCCUCAGAUAAUGAAGGAAGUGGAAGUGGGGCCUUUAAUCUGCCUGAUGUUGUUUCAGCUGACAGCACAAAGAGUCCGAGACUUAGUGAAGAUUUGUUGGAGCUAGAUUACCUACGGAUAUCAACGGGGAACAUCUCUUUCAAGUCAAUGAAACUGUCUGAGUCCAAUGCCGAGAAAUGACAGAUACUUGUUGAACUGUGAUGUGGAACAGGGGAAAAUAAAAUAAAACAUGGUAAAAGUA